Molecule: messenger RNA, 438 nt
Organism: Talaromyces proteolyticus
Lineage: Eukaryota; Fungi; Ascomycota; Eurotiomycetes; Eurotiales; Trichocomaceae
Product: putative cell cycle control protein Cwf14/Bud31
Exons: 3
Biological process (GO): mRNA splicing, via spliceosome
Cellular component (GO): nucleus; spliceosomal complex
Source: RefSeq, a predicted model, not a curated record
AUGCCUCCGAUUCGGACCACCCGUAACCAGAAGCCACCCCCUGCCGGCUUCGAGGACAUCGAGGAUACGCUUCUGGAAUUCAGCAACAAAUUGAAGGACGCCGAAAACGCAUCACACGAGGGAAAGAAGAGAUAUGAAGUCCAUUGGCCCAUUUUCCAAAUUAGCCAUCAACGGUCAAGGUACAUCUACGAUCUGUACUACGAGAAAGAGGCGAUAUCAAAGCAGCUCUAUGACUGGCUAUUAAAAAACAAAUACGCGGACGCGAAUUUGAUAGCGAAGUGGAAGAAACAGGGUUAUGAAAAACUCUGCUGCCUCCGAUGUAUCCAAACAAAAGAGACUAACUUUAACUCUACUUGCAUCUGUCGAGUCCCCAAAGCACAAAUGAAGAAAGACCAAGCCAUCCAAUGCGUCAGCUGUGGAUGUAGAGGCUGCUCUAGU